AGAUUCGUGUAUGCAUAUGCGAGCAUAUUGGAGAAACUGUGUUUGGAAGAUCGUGUUGAUGACGUAAGAUUGACAAGCCCCACUACCACGACAGAGAUCAGGCCAAGGUAUCAAAGUCUCUGUCGAAGAAAUUGUUCCAGACAGUCUGCUUCUUCCUUUCAGAAAGGGCCAGUCUGCAAGGAUGAAAGUAUUAUUUUUUGCCGCUGUUGCGGCAUUCUGUGCUCAAUCGGUACUCAGCGUUGAUACUCAUGAACAUAAUAAAGUUGUGUGCUUCUGGAACAGCACAGCCUACGAAAGACAAGGACCAGGGAAAUUCCAGCUGGAGGAUGUACGUCCGGCACUCUCCCUUUGCACUCAUUUGAUCUAUGGAUUUGCUGGGAUCACUGCUGAUAAGUUUGAAGUUGUCUCAUUGAAUCCUAAUCUCGACACUGGUGCUGGAUAUGCUUACUACAGGCUGGCCACACAGUUGAAGAGAUCCUUCCCAGAGUUGAAAAUUUACCUUAGUAUCGGUGGCAAUGCUGAUCCUGAAGAGGAAACUCACAAAUACCUUGUUCUUACGGAGACAUCGGAGUCAAGAUCCAAGUUCAUCAACUCUGUACAGAGGCUCCUUAAUGAUUAUGAGUUCGAUGGAAUUGACCUAGCGUGGCAGUUCCCUCCAGUGAAAGUCAAGAAGCAACGCAGCACACUUGGUUCAUUCUGGCAUGGAGUUAAAAAGACCUUUGGCUAUGGGAAAUUCAAGGAUGACAAGGAACAGGAGCACCGUGAUGGUUUCACCAUCUUGGUCCGUGAUCUGAAGGCUCAGCUUAGACCUAGGAUGAAGGCUUUGACUGUCACUGUUCUGCCUCACGUGAACAGCAGUAUUUACUAUGACGCAAGACUGUUAGCACCUAACAUCGACGCUGUACACCUAAUGACUUUCGACCAGAAGACGCCGGAACGCAAUCCUCAGGAGGGCGAUUAUCCUGCACCAAUUUACGAAAGCUAUGGUCGCGUCCCUCAGGACAACGUUGAUGCAACAACCAGUAUUAAUUCUACUUCAAGGUAUUGGCUUGACAACGGCACACCAGGCACAAAGAUUGUUGUGGGCAUCCCAGCAUUUGCCAGGACAUGGAAACUAACCUCUGACAGCCAGAUAUCAGGAGUUCCACCUAUUGUUGCUGAUGGUCCAGGAGCAGAAGGACCACACACGAAUAUACCAGGCCUUCUCUCUUAUUCAGAGGUGUGUGCUCGUUUGACUGAAAGUGCUGUUGGUCGCUUGAGACGAGUCAGUGACCCAUCCAAGAAGUAUGGUAGCUAUUCCUUCCAAGGGUAUGAUGAGAACACAGGUGCAGAUGGAAUCUGGGUUGGGUAUGAAGAUCCUGAUACAGCUGGGAACAAGGCUGCCUACGCUAAAGCGAAGGGCUUGGGAGGUGUAGCUAUUUAUGAUUUAUCCUUGGAUGACUUCAGGGGAGUCUGUACUGGAGACAAAUUCCCCAUUGUCAGGGGUGCUAAGUAUAAGUUGUAAGGAGUGAUUAGAGACUGAGGAUGAAUGCUAAGAAAAACUGAAGAUGCCAAUUUGAAAGUCUAAUGGAAAACUCCCAUUAUUUUCUUAUCUCUUGACAUGUUUCUUCAAAAUUUAAAUGCUCCUUAGAGGAAGAAAUAUCUGCAUUGUUUGCUUCCUACUUUUUAUAUAUCUGAUAUUUCUAGUUCCUUGUGCGCAUUAUACAUGGAUUGAAGAUUUUGUUAUUCUGUUGCAUGAUUGAGCAAGUGGAAUGAUGUAUUGUCAAAGUGAUAUGUACAAAUAAAAGUCAUACUUUUUCAAAU
Messenger RNA from Nomia melanderi (Alkali bee), 1803 nucleotides. It is a transcript of the gene Idgf4, whose product is annotated as Imaginal disc growth factor 4. Lineage: Eukaryota; Metazoa; Arthropoda; Insecta; Hymenoptera; Halictidae. The record is from RefSeq and is a predicted model, not a curated record. Gene Ontology annotation, biological process: chitin catabolic process; carbohydrate metabolic process. Gene Ontology annotation, cellular component: extracellular region. Gene Ontology annotation, molecular function: chitin binding; chitinase activity.